AUGCAUGCCCUACAGACAAUCGAGCCGGGACCCCCCGGGGCAGCCAGGCAGUCAAGCAAACCCCGCGUUGCACCACCCCGCCCACCACCGUGCCCAAGGAAAAGACACAAGUCUAACAAGUGGAAGGGCGGCAAAGAAAGGCCACAGCACGCACAGCAAAGAGGCCACACUCCCCCCAGAGAUGCAGAGCCACCAACAUCCAUGCCAGCCAAUCCGAAACGACAGAGCCAAGCCAAGCUGUGGUUCCCCCCGAGCCAACGCCACAGCAAGACCACACAUUCUUCCAUACAUCGUUUGCAUAAGACAGAGAGGCCCAAUGCAACCACUGAGCCCAGCAAAGCCCGCCCUGCUGUACAAAACACGGCGGCCAGAGUCGCCACGCACAGGACCACCACCCCGACACCACAGCACGCCAAACAGCGGAGGACAAAGCCCUGCGAGAAAACCCACACCGAAGCCCACAAAAGGCAGAGAGCCCACAGAGCCAAAACCAAAACCCACCAAGAAGCAGAGACCAGUCCACCACGAGAUCAGCCCCGGCCAGCCUGCCUGCCAAACCAUGCAGACCCCUCCAACCCCCCUCCCCCAGACAGAACCGGGACCGGCGUCAAGAACCAGAAUCUAGACAAGGAACCAGAAUCCAAACCAGAACCACCUAGGUCCAAACGAUGCCCAUCCCCACCCAAGACUAACCACCCACUUCCAUGGCGGAAGAAAACCCCAACUUUCGAACAAGUCCCAGAACACAUAAGACAUUAG
This is a messenger RNA of Girardinichthys multiradiatus, 759 nucleotides long. RefSeq names its product extensin-like. Bases 1 to 759 code for a protein of 252 amino acids. NCBI's taxonomy places the organism in Eukaryota, Metazoa, Chordata, Actinopteri, Cyprinodontiformes, Goodeidae. The record is from RefSeq and is a predicted model, not a curated record. The transcript has 3 exons.